AUGGUAACAAAAGAAGCAGCUAUGUCUUUCUCGCAAUUUGGAUACCCGUACAAUGCAACUUCACAGUUUUUCGUGUCGGCAAACCCCAGUACGACUUGCUGCGAUUCGAUUUCCAGGUCGGUCUCUGACGGGACAGGCGGCUCCCAGACCGCCGCUGCCGCCGCCGCUGCCUCCUUCUGCUGCCCGUCCUACGAGAACCGGCUCCUGGCGAGCAGCCGGACGGAGCUGAACGCAGCACUGGGGAUGUACAGUUCUCCCUACGCUGCAGCGGCCGCCGCCAGCCAGAACUACGCCAACUACUUCCCCUACAGCACCGACCCAUCCGCUAUCUACUCCACUCUGAAUCCACAGUAUGACAUUAAGGACAGCACAGGCACUUUACACUCUGGCAUCACUCAAACUGCAGCAUACUACCCUUAUGAUCAUUCACUGGGACAGUAUCAAUAUGACAGAUACGGGACAGUAGACUUUAAUGGCACAGCCAGAAGAAAGAAUGCAACUCGUGAGACAACCAGCACCCUGAAAACAUGGCUGUAUGAGCACCGCAAGAACCCCUACCCCACCAAGGGAGAAAAGAUCAUGCUGGCCAUCAUCACCAAAAUGACCCUCACUCAAGUGUCCACCUGGUUCGCCAAUGCCAGGAGGAGGCUAAAGAAAGAGAACAAGAUGACCUGGUCACCAAAGAACAAGGCCAGCGAUGACAGGAAGGAUGACCUUAAGAGCGACCAAGACUGUGUCACCAAAGAUUCCAGCGAUUGCAAGGAGGAAAAGGAUCUGCAUCUGAGUGAUCUAGAGGACAUGGACGAGGACGAGUGUGACAAGCUGGACAGUGACUGUGAAAAGGUGGCUGCAGACGAGCAGGACCUCCAGAGGGCCAUGACAGUAUCAGGAGCCCCUCAGAAAAGAGACUGCAGCUCUGAGCUGCAACUGAGUUUAACUAACAGCUUCCACACGUUCCCCUGUGCCAUUAAAAGUGUCACCACCCUCCCUCCUCUCCCAUCUGACUUCCUGGAUCCUGUAGCGUCCAAGGCACCCUCCUCAACCGGCCCUGUACCAGGAACGGUGUCCCUGUCUCACUUUGAGGCAUCAGAUAAGCCGCGGAUUUGGUCUCUGGCUCGUACAGCGGCUUCAGGGGUCAUACUGAGCCCUCAGCAGCAUGGCUCUGAGCUGAGGACAGGCAACUCAAGCGGGGACUGCCAGCUCCAGAGUACCAGGCUUACCGGGGCUCCUACUGGACAGUGUGGGGUCAUGAGAGGCCUCCACGAAUCCAGCAGCAUCACCAAUGCUGAGAGCCCCUUCUCUGAGGGCUCAUCCUUGCACUCAAAAGUCUACGGCACUGGCAGCUACAGUCACAAGGGCCUCCAACUGCACUGUUCAUCCUAUUCUGCACUCCCGGACACAUGUCAGUACUCCAGCAUUGAAGGAUUCUCUGGUGGCAAAGCCGAGACACAGUCGUCAGACCUCAGCGAAGCUUGUGGGACCGUGCAGGAUGACAAGGUCACUGCAUUCAGACCAGUGAUGAAGAGGUGA
This is a messenger RNA of Toxotes jaculatrix (banded archerfish), 1530 nucleotides long. It is a transcript of the gene irx6a, whose product is annotated as iroquois homeobox 6a. Bases 1 to 1530 code for a protein of 509 amino acids. Gene Ontology annotation, cellular component: nucleus. Gene Ontology annotation, molecular function: RNA polymerase II cis-regulatory region sequence-specific DNA binding; DNA-binding transcription factor activity, RNA polymerase II-specific. Lineage: Eukaryota; Metazoa; Chordata; Actinopteri; Toxotidae. The transcript has 6 exons. The record is from RefSeq and is a predicted model, not a curated record. Gene Ontology annotation, biological process: regulation of transcription by RNA polymerase II; cell development; neuron differentiation.